AUGUCCUCUUCCUCCUCCUCUCACGACUUGCCGCCUCCUUCCUCGAGCCUCAGCCAUUGCGUGGCUUCCGCCGCUACUCAGCUCUAUGUCGCGCUGGUCGCGACCAUCUUCGUAUCCCUCGCGCGGCACAUCCCCGCCGCCAUCCUCUGGCUGCUGGAGGAUGACAGCGAGCUCGCUCAUGCCCUCAGCCUGCGGGAGCAGCCGGAGACUCAGGCCCCGGCAGUCGUCUCGACAGGAGGGGCUACGGGAGGCUUCGACAGGAGGAAGAUGCUGGAGCCGCACUUCGGGCAGACCUUCAAGGUGAAGCGCGUGGGAGUACUGCGCCUCGCUGAGACGGUCGGGGAGCUGCUGCUGGACGACGAGGACAAUGAUAGUGACAACGCCAGCUCCAGCGACAUCGACGCCAGCGACAUCGACGCCAUCGGCUGCCGCAGCGCCCUCGCCCGCCUCACCGACCUCAAGUCAGGAUCCCCUCGAUACGUCGGAGGCUUCGACAAGCUUAAGAUGCUGGAGCCUCACUUCGGGCAGACGUUCAAGGUGCCCCGGGUAGGCGUCAGGUAG
This is a messenger RNA of Guillardia theta CCMP2712, 561 nucleotides long. RefSeq lists its product as hypothetical. Bases 1 to 561 code for a protein of 186 amino acids. The record is from RefSeq and is a predicted model, not a curated record. The transcript has 2 exons. NCBI's taxonomy places the organism in Eukaryota, Cryptophyceae, Pyrenomonadales, Geminigeraceae.